Messenger RNA from Ornithodoros turicata, 844 nucleotides. Its product is annotated as alpha-crystallin A chain-like. Gene Ontology annotation, cellular component: cytoplasm; nucleus. The coding region runs from base 161 to 736 and encodes 191 amino acids. Gene Ontology annotation, biological process: response to heat; protein refolding. The record is from RefSeq and is a predicted model, not a curated record. NCBI's taxonomy places the organism in Eukaryota, Metazoa, Arthropoda, Arachnida, Ixodida, Argasidae. The transcript has a single exon.
UUCUCCGCACUUGUGAAGCGCGCGCUCUCAGCACGUGACCCUCAACCAAUGAACAGUCGUUUCUGGAAUCUUCUCCGCCCUCCCGGAAAGCUUGGCAGCGAGUAUAAAAGGCGAGACGCGCUCUUGAAGCGCGUCUCGCAAUUUGAAACCUGACAGCAAGAUGCCGAAGAGUGUUUGCUCUCUGCGCAAGCGACCUCACCCUUACAUGGCCGUUUGUCCACGUGGUAUUAUGAGGAAUAUCUCCGACGCAAUGGGCAUCGCCGAACAGUUUCUCAGAGAACCUUCCAUCGACGACGGCGACAUCUUCUCUCCACACACGUACCGCUGGUUCCUGGCUCCGCUAAAAGGAAUCUUGGAUGAAAAGGAAAAUGUGGAAAUGGACCAAUCCGUCGUACCCGACGGAGUUACGUCGGAAGAGUUCUCGGUCAACAUGAACGUGAGGAACUUCUCUCCGGAAGAGGUUUCUGUGAAGACUGUGGACAACUGCAUCGAGAUUCAUGCGAAGCACGAAGAGAAGUCGGAUGAUCGUGGCUACUUCCAUCGAGAGUUCACCAGACGUAUCGUCCUGCCAGAGGAUGUGGACCCAGAAUCGAUCACCUGCACGAUGUCUGCUAAGGGUUCCUUGCAGCUUCGGGCUCCACGGAGCAAAUCCAUCGAGUGCAAAGAAAGGACUGUUCCUAUUUCUGUUGAACAUGUGAAGCGAGCCGUUGAAAAUGAUCCCAAACAGAUAUCUUAAUUUUAUCACGCGAAGUUUAUAGACAUUGUAUAUAAUAUCAUCCUCAUCGUGAACGACUGUUUUAUAUUUAUGAAAUUGUUGACGUAAAUAAACGCAACACAUUUUUAA